Messenger RNA from Priapulus caudatus, 2782 nucleotides. Its product is annotated as mucolipin-3-like. The coding region runs from base 41 to 1867 and encodes 608 amino acids. The record is from RefSeq and is a predicted model, not a curated record. Gene Ontology annotation, cellular component: lysosomal membrane; plasma membrane. Gene Ontology annotation, biological process: monoatomic ion transport; transmembrane transport. Gene Ontology annotation, molecular function: NAADP-sensitive calcium-release channel activity. Lineage: Eukaryota; Metazoa; Priapulida; Priapulimorpha; Priapulimorphida; Priapulidae. The transcript has a single exon.
GUGUUUUUGCAGCUACCUGCCGUGUGCGUAUCCCGUUGCCAUGACAUCGGAGAGCGACGACGAGAUGGACAGCAUUGUUGGGCGGGCCUUUGCUGGGACAGAGUCCAACGUUGGGUCGUGCGAGGGUGCUACCCCAACACGCCUCUUCUCCGUGAACUCGAGCUGUGAGUCCCUCCACGCUGAGGAAUGCCUGCGGCGGCGGCUCAAGUUUCACUUUCUGGACCCGCUUGACAAGUGGCGUGCGCGUCACCGCUGUCCGUGGAAGCUCAUUGUCCAGCUGCUGAAGCUCGUUGUCGUCACCGCUCAGCUCAUACAGUUUGUCAACGCGCGCUACUCGUACGCCGACUUCGUCACAGGCAACAUGAUCGCCUUCGAGCACCUCUUCCUACGUGGCUGGGAUGCUGCGCGCGAGACCAAUGCCUACCCGCCGUCAACCGGCGCCUAUGCACUCUACGAAGUCGACGAAUUCUACGAACACCUGGACCACGCCGUAACGCGCUACCACGCGGUAGAGCACAUCUCCAUCGGCAUGUAUGCGUACGCCAAUGCUACUGGCGCUGCAACGUUCUGCCAGACGAGCUAUGCUGGGCAUGCGGCGAGGGGAGGCCGGCGGUGGCCACACGAGACCGCCUGCGUGGCGGUGCUGCCUUGGGACACGAUCAACAAGACGUUUACGUUCUCGUCGCGCGAGUUCCUUGCCGCCGCCAACGUCUCCAUUGAUUUCAGCUACCUCGUGUCGGCGACGCUCUCUCUGCGUCUCACUGCUGUCCACCUGAAGACAGCAUCACCGUACGAGAUGCCCGACUGCUUUGAGUUUGACAUCGAGAUCCUCUACGACAAUGUGGCGCACAACGGUCAGCUGCCCGUCUCGCUGACAACGUCGCAACAGCGGCGUGACUGCACUGGUGACGAUGCCGCAGCCGAUGACGACGACGUCGUCACUGCUGCUGACGACGAGGGUGACGGGGCGGACCUGACGAAGACAAAGGCAGCACUCGUGCUGCUGCUCAACAUCAUUGUCGUGGUUAUCUGCAUCGCGUCAGCUGUCCUCUGCCUGCGCUCGAUCGUGCUUGCAUUGCAGCUCCGCCGCGAGACGGCUGCGUUUUUCCGUGAGCACUUUGGCCGCGAGCUGUCGCCAUCUGACCGUGCCGCAUUCGUCAACCUCUGGUACGUGAUGAUUGUUGUCAAUGAUGUGCUCAUUGUCGUGGGAACGGUCAUCCGCAUGCAGAUCGACUACAAGCGCAGUGACAGCUACGAUGGCUGCAGUAUCAUGCUCGGCACGGGCAACUUGCUUGGCUGGGUUGGCUUGCUGCGCUACCUUAAGUUCUUUCCAAAGUACAACGUGCUGAUCCUGACGCUGCGCCGCGCGCUGCCCAACGUGCUGCGCUUCCUAGCGUGCGGCCUGCUCAUGUACUGCGGCUUUACGCUGUGCGGCUGGGCCGUACUCGGGCCGCACCACCGCAAGUUUGCCUCGGUCAGCGUGACGGCCGAGUGCCUCUUUGCGCUUAUCAAUGGCGACGACAUGUUUGCGACAUUUGCGGCGGCGAGCAGCACGCACGCAGGCACUCUCGUGUCGACAUUCGCGAGGCUGUACCUCUAUGUCUUCAUCAGCCUCUUCAUCUACGUAGUGCUCAGCCUCGUGCUCGCGAUCAUCCUUGACUCGUACGAGACAAUCAAGGAGUACUAUGAGAACGGCUGGCCGAAGAGCGACCUGUCAGAAUUCAUCGAUCGCUGCACGGACGCUCCGUCGUCUGGCGUCUUCCGCGAGCACUGCAAUUCGUGGUGGAUGAAGUACUGCACGUGCCGACGUGCGCGGAGCACUGGCAGCUCCACCGAACGAUCGCCGCUGCUCCCCCCUCCACCGUGAACACACGCCUCUCCUGCAGUAAUACACGCCCCUCCCUCAGUCAUGUACGUCCUUCCCUCAGUAACGCAUUCCUCACCCUUAGAAGGGCAUUCUCCCCCUGUUCGCAUGGCCCUUCUGAACGCAUGCGCGCCCCUCUUUCCUGAUCUUGUGUUCCUUCUCCUUGAAUGUAUGCCACUCCAUCUUGAACUCGUGCCCCUCCUUCCUAAAUUCAUGUCCCUCUCUCCUGAACGCACUCGCCUCCCUCUGAAAUGCAUACAACUACCUCCUCAACGCAUGCCCCUCCCUCUUCAAUGCAUAAACCUACCCCCUGAACUUGUGCCCCUCCCUCCUGAGUGCAUGUCGCCCCCCUCUCGUGUCCCUCCUCUUGAAUGCACGCCCCACCGUUCUGAAUGCACGCCCCUACCUCCUGAGUGUGCACGUUCUUCCUCAGUGCACCCCUCUCCCUCCUGAAUGCACAGCCCUCGCUCCGACAUGAUAGUAACAUCAAAUAUAUUUAUCGGUGUUGCUCUCCGGUGUUGGAAUUUUUAAUGUUUAGAUAAAGGAGAUUUUAGGUUUUCCUUGAGGAAUUUGAAAAUAAUGGUGAAGUCAUGUGCAAUUUUAUUGUGAAAUCCCAAUUUAUGGUAUAGAAUGAUUAGGUAGUGUUAUGAUAUUAUGUAUGAUGUACAAUUAUCUUUUGUAUAUAUUGAAUGAGUGCUUAUGUAAUGGUACCUUAAUGAAAUUCUGUCAUCUGUGUUACCUCGUGAUCACCCGUUAACUAGAAAGAACGUGAUUUAUUUAUAUAACAAAGAAUAACGUCCAGAACCUAAUGGGUUCGGAUCUGUCAUCACUUGCUUUUCAAAUAUCCAGGGGCGGAUCCAGGGCUGAAGCUAGACAGUAUUUUUCCAGAUUUUGAGGGCACAUUCCUCAAAAAGGGCA